AUGCUCCCAUAUGUAACCCUAGAGCUUCAGGAUAUCGCCACAAUCGGUAGUGGUUCGUUUGGACGGGUAGAUUUGGCAUGGAGUAAUGUCAAAGGACAAUACUAUGCGGUGAAGAAAUGCAAUAUUCAUCAGGUAGUAGAAGAAGGACGAGUUGAGUAUGUUAAACGCGAGAAAGAACUGCUUUUCAGCAUAUCCUCGCCAUUCAUCGUCGAACUAAUUUGCGUCCAUAUGGACAGAGUCAAUCUCUACUUCGUCAUGGAAUUCGUACAUGGUGGUGAAUUAAUCAAUUAUCUUGACGAUAUCAGCGAAGAAAAUCUCAAUGAAACAGCGAGAUUUUAUGCAAUGGAAGUCGUAUGCGCAUUGCAGCACAUUCAUUCGAAGGGCAUCGCCUAUCGUGAUCUUAAGCCUGAAAAUCUACUGCUCUCCAUCGAUGGUCAUGUAAAACUAAGUGAUUUUGGCCUUGCGAAACGUCUUAGAGGGAAGACCUAUACUAUUUGUGGUACAAUGGAAUACAUGGCUCCCGAGAUCAUUAUGAAAAAAGGCUAUGGAGUAAAAGUGGACUGGUGGUCGCUAGGUAUUCUGAUAUUCGAGCUAUUCACCGGAACCCCACCGUUUUGUGGUGAUAACGAUGAGAUAUGUAAUGCCAUAUGCAACGUUUCUAUCGACAUUCCUCAAUCUGUACCCGAUAAUGUACGAACAGCCAUGUUAUCACUACUGAAUCGAGAUCCUUCACAACGUGCUCUCAAUAUCACUGACCAAAAAUGGUUCGAAAACGUUGAUUGGGAAAAGCCUCCAAUCAUCCCCGCCGAAUUUGAUGUGAACAGGAUGCCUCCUGUCGUCAAAGACACGAAUGUAAAGGAUUCGAUACAGAGAGAACGCGACUUGUUCGCUGAUUGGGACGAGAUCUUCCCAUGCGAAGCUUCUACAGCUUGA
Molecule: messenger RNA, 933 nt
Organism: Angiostrongylus costaricensis
Lineage: Eukaryota; Metazoa; Nematoda; Chromadorea; Rhabditida; Metastrongylidae
Source: the annotation of a GenBank genome assembly